Bufo gargarizans (Asiatic toad) is the source of this 5701-nucleotide messenger RNA. Its product is annotated as forkhead box protein J2-like. Gene Ontology annotation, cellular component: nucleus. The coding region runs from base 1213 to 2706 and encodes 497 amino acids. Lineage: Eukaryota; Metazoa; Chordata; Amphibia; Anura; Bufonidae. The transcript has 11 exons. Gene Ontology annotation, biological process: regulation of transcription by RNA polymerase II. Gene Ontology annotation, molecular function: RNA polymerase II cis-regulatory region sequence-specific DNA binding; DNA-binding transcription factor activity, RNA polymerase II-specific. The record is from RefSeq and is a predicted model, not a curated record.
CUAUAUACAUGACAAUACUUAAGACAAAUGUGAUGACACAGACAAACAGGCUACAAGAUACAGUGUGACAACACACAGCUGCACAGAUACAACAGGAUGUAGUAAUACAGAAACAACAUGCAGACAGAUGCACAGAUACAAUGUGAGAACACACAGACAGAUACAGUACACACAUAUAUGACAACGCACAGAUGGACAGAGGCAUACAUACUAUAUGAGAACACACAGACUGAUGUGUAGACAACAUGCAGAUGGAGAGAUGCAUGGAUACAAUGUGACAACACAAAAAGGGGCAGGUGCUUAGAUGCAGUGUGACAACUCAGUUACAGUCAUGGAUACAAUGUGACAACACAGACAGACAAGAAUCUAAAAAACAAUAUGGCAACACACAGGCGGACAGAUUCAUAAAUACAGCCUGACAACACAGGCGGACAGAUCCAGAAAUACAGCCUGACAACACAGGUGGACAGAUCCAGAAAUACAGUCUGACGACACAGGAGGACAGAUCCAGAAAUACAGUCUGACGACACAGGAGGCCAGAUCCAGAAAUACAGCCUGACGACACAGGCGGACAGAUCCAGAAAUACAGCCUGACGACACAGGAGGACAGAUCCAGAAAUACAGCCUGACAACACAGGCGGACAGAUCCAGAAAUACAGCCUGACAACACAGGCGGACAGAUCCAGAAAUACAGCCUGACAACACAGGCGGACAGAUCCAGAAAUACAGCCUGACAACACAGGCGGACAGAUCCAGAAAUACAGCCUGACUACACAGGCGGACAGAUCCAGAAAUACAGCCUGACCACACAGGAGGACAGAUCCAGAAAUACAGCCUGACCACACAGGAGGACAGAUCCAGAAAUACAGCCUGACAACACAGGAGGACAGAUCCAGAAAUACAGCCUGACAACACAGGCGGACAGAUCCAGAAAUACAGCCUGACAACACAGGCGGACAGAUCCAUAAAUACAGCCUGACAACACAGGUGGUCAGAUAUGGUUCACAAUGUGACAACACAGAGGAAGAUGAGUAGACACACUGUGACAACACACAGCAGACAGACGACUAGACACAAUGCGUCAACACAGACUGAAAAAUCUUAUAGAUUGUAACAUUGUAUUUAUUGUACUGUGCACUACUACUACUACUACUGAUAUACUGUACGCUGUCAUCCGAAGCAGUUGGCAGAUCAGGCCUCUGUCUACACCUCAUGAUGGCGUCAGACCUGGGUAGCAGCCUGACCUCUAUAGACUGGCUCCCGCAGCUGACCAUCCAGGCUGCUAUGAAAGGGUCACAGCAGGGCAGCGGAGGAAGAAAAGGACCGGGAUCUCCCACUGACCCCAACGCCAUGUUAACUAAGGAGGAGGCGGCGGCACACCGUGAUGGAAAACCCCCUUAUAGUUAUGCCAAUCUCAUCCAGUAUGCAAUAAACUCUGCACCUGCCAGGAGGAUGACCCUCAGUGAGAUCUAUCGCUGGAUCUGUGACAACUUCCCCUAUUACCGCAAUGCCGGUGUAGGGUGGAAGAACUCAAUCCGCCACAACCUGUCACUAAAUAAAUGUUUCAGGAAAGUGCCGCGCCCCAGAGACGACCCGGGAAAGGGAUCGUACUGGAUGAUUGACAGCUGUCCCAAAGAAGAUGUAGCCCUCCCCCGCAGAAAGCGUCCACACCUCGACGAUGAGCUCUCCCAGGACUCCCCCGAACCGGAGGUCAAUAAAAGCCCCAUGAGUUCCACCAGUGAUGUGUCCUUACCUACAGAAAACACUCAAGGUCAUCACAUGGAGGGCAACUCAACCCUCCCCAGCUACAGCCAGGCUGCCUCUGCUCAUAUGCCAACAGACUCCAGGACUUCAUCCUACAACAACAGCGACUGCUACAAGUUUUCCUUCUCGGAGAUCCCCGACCUCAGCUGUUCCUUCCGCAGCCUAUACCGUACAUUGCAGGGUAAACAGGGGCUGUCACCUCUCCCCACUGACGUACAGCCGCCAUCGUCAAGCUGCUGCAUGUACCAGCAGAAUUCGGGGGAGUCCUCCUCGCUGCACCCCCACAACGUCCCCUCCAUGAACGCGCCCUCCUCUUCUCACCAUCAAAGCCAGCACCAGCAGCCGCCCUACCUGCCCUCCCAGCAAAUGCCUCGCCCCCCUGCCACCGGGAUGUCUAUGGGACUUCCCAGUGACUGGUGCUCCAACAUAGACUCCUUAAAGGAAAGCUUCAAAAUGGUCAGCAAUUUGGACUGGUCAAACGUGGAUCUGUCCCAGUUCUCAGACCUGAUGGAGAGUCUACGUCAGGCAGAACUGAAGAACUGGAGCCUGGAUCAGCACCACAUCGCCAGCUUGUGCGACUCCUUAAGUCACCUGCUCAGUCACACCGGACUCCUGCCUCCCGGCUCCUCACAUGGACAAGCGGCGUCCUGCCAGGCUCAGUGCCUGCCCCCCACCACCAGCAGCGCCUGCGCACUCCAGGGGGCAAAGCCAGGUCAUACCAUGGCAGUUACCUCCUACGGGCAGAACCAGCAGCUUCCGGCAUCCUGUGGUCACAAUUUCAUUGCACCCCCUGGGUUUCCCAUUCAAACCCAGGCCCCCCCAACAUACAGCCAACAAGGUCGCCAUUCUCAACGCGCUAUGUAUCCGCCAACUCGCCAGGUACUCCGUUAUCCGCCCAGCGAAGAAAUACAAGACGACUUUGAUUGGGACUCUAUCGCUUAAAGACUCUGCACUGCAAAACCCCAGGCGGAAUGCAAAAGAAAUCAAGGCGAGGGUUAAAUCCUCCCUCCACGUGUAUAGAUAUAUAUAAAUAUAUAAAUGUAUAUCUUCGCCCGACAAUCAGGGCCAAUGGGCCCCUCACUGGAUAAGGAGACAAUUCAUGAAGACCCUUCCCACACACAGACUCUUCAACCUCUCCCUCUGUGACACUGACGAGUAAGAGAAACGGCGAGGACGGCGACUUCCUCCGACCGCCUAGUAUUUCCCAGUGCCAAGGUGAUCCGGUGUUACCGUGGGAGAGGGCAUUCGUGGUGUCUCUGGGGAGCGGAAGGCUGGGUGGCCACUCCACCCAAGGCCAACUUAUUUAUAAAGCGUACACCUAUUGCACAGCACAAAGUGUUAACCAAGGAGUCUGCAGCCAUCUUGGACUUGAGACGUUGGUGAGAUUUCCUACAGACUUUCCCCCAGUCUCUGGACAGAGCCUAUCCCAAAAUCCCGGAAACAACUGUUCGCAAAGCCGCGCGAUUGUCCUUCCUCUUUGUAUUGCUACAGUUUCAUGUUAGAUGUCUCUUAUGGUUUAACCGUUUUGUUGUGAAGUUCAUUGCUGUAGUGGUAUGUGGCACUGAGUGGACCCUACAACGCCAUGCGUGGCUUCAUGGUUUGCGCACCACAAAAACAAGGCUUUUUUUUUUUCGUAUAAUAACUCCCUCCAGCACUUCUUGUUUUCGGGCGAAUUCCAGGGUUGGGUUCCAUCUUGAAUCGUCACAGGACUGGCAAUGAUGGUUCCCGGGCACGCAAGUCACGGUAGACUUGUCUAGUAUGGAGCUAAUCUCAGAAGACAAAGACCACCACAGUGAUGAGUAGUUCAGGAUCGGAGAAUCCAUGGCUGGUUGAUGGGCACAGUCUACUAGUCAAUGAUUAUCCUGGCCACAUGUGGGCACAGUCCACUAAUCAAUGGUUAUCCUGGUCAUAGUGGACACACUCCACUAGUCAAUGAUUAUCCUGGUCAUAGUGGACACAGUCCAGUAGUCAAUGGUUUUUCUGAUCAUAUAUGGACACAAUAUACUAGUCAAUGGUUAUCCAGAUUAUGUGUGGGCACAGUCCACUAGUCAAUAGCGAUUUUGGUCAUGUGGGCACAGCCCACUAGUCAAUGGUAAUCCUGGUCAUGUGAGCACAGUCCACUAGUCAAUGGCGAUCCUGGUCAUGUGAGCACAGUCCACUAGUCAAUGGUUAUCCAGAUUAUGUGUGGGCAAAGUCCACUAGUCAAUGGCGAUCUUGGUCAUGUGGGCACAGUCCACUAGUCAAUGGCGAUCCUGGUCAUGUGAGCAUAGUCCACUAGUCAAUGGUUAUCCAGAUUAUGUGUGGGCACAGUCCACUAGUCAAUGGCGAUCCUGGUCAUGUGAGCACAGUCCACUAGUCAAUGGUUAUCCAGAUUAUGUGUGGGCAAAGUCCACUAGUCAAUGGCAAUCUUGGUCAUGUGGGCACAGUCCACUAGUCAAUGGCGAUCUUGGUCAUGUGGGCACAGUCCACUAGUCAAUGGCGAUCUUGGUCAUGUGGGCACAGUCCACUAGUCAAUGGCGAUCUUGGUCAUGUGGGCACAGUCCACUAGUCAAUGGCGAUCUUGGUCAUGUGUGGGCACAGUCCACUAGUUAAUGGCGAUCUUGGUCAUGUGUGGGCACAGUCCACUAGUUAAUGGCGAUCUUGGUCAUGUGUGGGCACAGUCCACUAGUUAAUGGCGAUCUUGGUCAUGUGUGGGCACAGUCCACUAGUUAAUGGCGAUCUUGGUCAUGUGUGGGCACAGUCUACUAGUUAUAAAAAUCAGACGGUUUAAAUCUUGAUGGGCCUUGGCCACUCAAUAGUCAUUUUACUUGUUUAAAAGACUUGAAGAGCACUGGUCAAUCAAUGUCUUGCUGUUAACCAGGUGUUAACCACCGAAUGGCCAGUAGCAUAGUUUCGAAGGGAGUGUAUACAGGGUCAUCUUCAGGCAGACCACAUCAUUGUAUUAUAAAGUACUCUUCAGUAUAAAUCGAUGCAUUAUACAAGGUAGCAGAUCAGUAUUCGGCUUUGACUUGGAAAGAGGUUUAGGGCAUCCUGGUUGGUGAGUGUUCUUCUUCCCGGCAGAUCGGUCAGUGCCCUGGUGUUACAGGAUAUGGUUCAGAUCAAUGAGCGCCGUGGAGUUUCACGCUGGUGUCGGUACUGGAACGGUGUGUAAAGUGUCCCCCACGUUCUCUUUAAAAUUCAAUUUCAUAAGUUUUUCCUAAAGGGUUCUUAAUUUUAUUUACAAUAUGGCGGCAGUUAUAGCUCCCCAGGGCAGGUCCGUCUGUUUCCCAAUACAGGAGCAGAAUACAUCUAGAGAUUCAGCAAGUUAGAUCGCGGCAGCUUUUAACAUGAAGCCGUAAACGUUAUAACCAAGGCACCGCUAAAUGUAAUUUUUAGCAGCUUGACUAAAGACGACUGACAGACUUGUCCUUGUUGUUGGAGCGCCGCUGGUUUCCUGGAGACAGCCUUGUGGACACAGUGACUGCUGAUGAAGUGUGUAGAUGACCUGUCGAUCGCUGGUCUGUGAUUAGGACGGUCCAGGAUUGAUCGUCUUCAUGAUGUCAUCGGUUUUGCUAUGACUGUGGUUGUUUACAUGUCUACGGAUGCACUGCCCCAACUAUCCAGCAUUAUGGUCACCAUCAAACCCUUAGCAGGGACAUUUUCCUCCAUUCCCAAACUCAAGGCAUCAAACGACGAUCAUGCCCGAUCCAAUCUAUCCAUACAGCCCAAGGCAAUGGGAAUCCACCGGGGAAUGUUUCCUCUAUCAUAGAAUCGUAGCAUCCUUCACAUCAGUCUUCGAUGUUGGGUGAAAGAGGAAGAAAACUGUAGCCGACAAGCUGCCCCGGGAUCAUUAAACACAACCGCCAUUCUCCCUGUCGGAAGCCAUGUUUGUGACUCCCAAUUAUUCUUUCUGUUCAGAAUGAGGCUCGAUGGACGCUUAUUAAACAUAUCAGCAGAA